AUGGUGAACCGCGCAGAACGAGUCUUGUCUACAGUAGCAUAUGGUAGGCAGCGGGAAUCCCGGGGCGACUGGGUUGGAGCGGGUCCGGUAUCCACGAUCCCUUGCGAUAUGUCUCUGUCAGGCAAGACCAUCCUGUCCGUUUGUACAAAUGAGAGUCUUGGUCACUACUUCCGUCGUCAUUCUCUUGCUGCCCUCUCCCUAGCCGUCUUCGGCUUUGUCGCCGUCAACAUGCGUUUCGGUGGAUUCAACAUCUGCCCUUACACGUGGGCCAUCCAUACCCACAAGACCAUCGGUGAGUCAAGGCAGGUGUCUCACACGGCUGCCGGUAGCAAUUUAACAAGAGCCAAUGCAACGGAUUGCAACACAAGUCGCUGGAGCGAUGUGUCUCAAUGGAUCUCGUCACAUCUGCAGAGCCCAGUAUUGGAGGCUGCAAGGCGUGGUGCCGUCAUUACCGGCGCCAGCGCUGUCACUCGCCUGGCCGCAUCCUGA
Molecule: messenger RNA, 489 nt
Organism: Colletotrichum godetiae
Lineage: Eukaryota; Fungi; Ascomycota; Sordariomycetes; Glomerellales; Glomerellaceae
Exons: 4
Coding region: 1-489 (162 amino acids)
Source: RefSeq, a predicted model, not a curated record